Messenger RNA from Pelodiscus sinensis (Chinese soft-shelled turtle), 2558 nucleotides. RefSeq names its product syntaxin binding protein 3 (gene STXBP3). Lineage: Eukaryota; Metazoa; Chordata; Testudines; Trionychidae. The record is from RefSeq and is a predicted model, not a curated record. Gene Ontology annotation, biological process: vesicle-mediated transport.
GACGUAGGCGGCAUGGCGAUGGCGUAUGAGUGAGGUGGAGUGGGGAAGCAAGAUGGCGCCGGCGGCGGUUGGCGCAGCGUCCGGGGAGCGGGGUCUCAAGAGCCUGGUGUGGCAGAACAUUUGGAAUGAACUCUCCAGUGAACCCAAGAUCUUUGAGUGAGUUAAAAUCAUCAGUAUUCGAUGACUGUUGGAAGACCAACGAAUGGAAGAUAAUUAUCUUAGAUGAUUUUACCACUAAAUUACUGUCAUCAUGUGGCAAAAUGACUGAUUUACUGGCAGAAGGCAUCACUGCUGUGGAGAAUGUUUAUAAAAAACGUGAGCCUGUCCCACACAUGAAGGCAAUUUAUCUCAUCACUCCAACUGAGAAGUCUGUAGAUGGGCUUAUAAGUGACUUUGUAACUAAAUCAUCCUACAAGUACAAAGCAGCAUAUGUCUACUUCACUGACUUUUGCCCUGACAGUCUCUUCAAUAAAAUGAAGUCGUGCUGCUCAAAGGUUAUAAGAAGGUGCAAAGAAAUAAAUAUCUCCUUCUUUCCAUAUGAAUCUCAGGUAUUUACUCUCGAUGUCCCAGAUGCAUUCUUCUGCUGUUACAGUCCAACCAUGGAAAAAGCAAAUGGCAAAGAUGCAGUUAUGGAGGCAAUGGCUGAACAAAUUGUUACGUUAUGUGCAACGUUAGAUGAAAACCCAGGAGUAAGAUAUAAAAGCCAGCCAUUGGUUAAUGCCAUCAAACUUGCAAAGCUAGUCGAAAAUAAGCUUGAAAACUACUAUAAAAUGGAUGAGAGAAGCCAAAUAAAGGGUAAAACCCACUCCCAGCUGUUAAUUAUUGAUCGAGGAUUUGACCCUGUGUCCACUGUACUCCAUGAACUUACCUUUCAAGCAAUGGCAUAUGAUCUGCUGCCAAUUGAAAAUGAUACAUACAAAUAUACAACAGAUGGGCCCAAUGGAAAGGAAAAAGAGGCAAUUCUGGAGGAGGAGGAUGAGCUCUGGGUGCGGAUUCGGCACAAGCAUAUUGCAGAUGUGUUAGAGGAGAUUCCAAAACUUUUGAAAGAUGUUUCAUCAAAGAGAAAAGCAACAGAAGGAAAAUUAUCACUAAGUAAUCUGGCACAGCUAAUGAAAAAAAUGCCCCACUUCCGUAAACAGAUUACCAAGCAAGUAGUCCAUCUUAACAUAGCAGAAGAUUGCAUGAGUAAGUUUAAAUCCAGCAUAGAAAAGCUGUGCAAAACUGAACAGGAUUUAGCUCUUGGAACAGAUGCAGAAGGCCAGAAAGUGAAAGACUCCAUGAGAGUCCUCCUUCCAGUUUUACUCAGCAAAAACCAUGACUCCUAUGACAAAAUAAGAGCCAUUCUCCUUUAUAUCUUCAGCACAAAUGGAACUACACAAGAGAAUUUGGACAAACUCAUCCAGAAUGUACAGAUAGAAAGUGAUAGUGACAUGAUAAAAAAUUGGAAAUACCUUGGUGUACCUGUUGUAGUCUCGUCUGCUGCUCAGCAACGUAGACAAUCAAGAAAGGAUCGCUCUUCAGAAGAAACUUUUCAACUUUCUAGAUGGACACCUGUUAUCAAAGACGUUAUGGAGGAUGCAAUAGAAAACAAACUAGAUUCAAAAGAAUGGCCUUACUGUUCUGAGUGCCCUGCAGCCUGGAAUGGUUCAGGAGCAGUAAGUGCUCGCCAGAAGCCCAAGACUAGUUACCAGGAUGAGCGAAAGAGUGGUUCAAAGCUGAUAGUUUUUGUAAUUGGAGGCAUCACGUACUCAGAGAUACGCAGUGCUUAUGAAGUUUCUCAAGCCUACAAAUCUUGUGAAGUGAUCAUUGGUUCCACUCAUAUUUUGACACCCAAAAGACUGCUGGAUGAUGUAAAGAUGCUUAAUAAACCAAAGGAUACAAUUUGCAUUAAGGAUGAAGAGAAACAGAAACGAGAGAGGCUUUCUGAAACUGACAGUGUCCUAGACUUAAAUAUAGAUGCUUCAGAAGCAAAAGCUGUGCAUAAGUGAAUGGUAAGAUUAUUUCACAUAUGUUCAAUGUCCCUUGCGAUAUGUAAAAUUCAAUUAAAACAAUUUAUAUUAAGAAAUGGAAAUGUACAUUUUUUGUGAAAAAAUAGGGCAAAAUACUACCCUGGUGCUUUCUGCUUAUAGAUUGAAAGGAGGGGAAUUCAUCAUGGAAGUACUAAAAUAAAAAAAAAUGGUUUUAUUUCAAUAAAGAACUCUGGAAAUGUGCUCGUUCAUCUUUUGAAAUGAUUCAGUGCACUAACAAUGCUCAUUAGGACAUUCUUCUGUGUUGCUCACAAAAACAAAUAGCCAGCUUUUAUUUACUAAACUUUUCCACUGUUAUGUGUAUAGUACAUCUAUUUUGUAUAUUUAGUUGCUAAUGAACUCAUCUAAUGCAGUCUGAGGGGCAGCGGUGUGACUCUCUAACUUUAAAAGAGUUAUUCUUUAGCACCUUACAGACUAACAAAUAUAUAGUAUCAUGUGCUUUCGUGGGUAAAUCUAACAUAGAUUUUGUGGUGCCACCAAAGACUUAAGAGCAAAGUUUGUAAUGCAGUGGCAAUAAAAAGGGAGAUCAAG